Messenger RNA from Chelonus insularis, 918 nucleotides. RefSeq names its product leptin receptor overlapping transcript-like 1. Gene Ontology annotation, biological process: late endosome to vacuole transport via multivesicular body sorting pathway. The coding region runs from base 271 to 624 and encodes 117 amino acids. The transcript is spliced from 4 exons. The record is from RefSeq and is a predicted model, not a curated record. Lineage: Eukaryota; Metazoa; Arthropoda; Insecta; Hymenoptera; Braconidae. Gene Ontology annotation, cellular component: endosome.
AUUUUGUAAUGGUUUUUAGUUGCUUGCAUUCACUGUCAGAUGGAUUUUUAUUAUAGUUGAAGUAACCAUAUAAUAAAUGAUAGCGUACCUUUUUGUUAAAUUUUGGGUUGAUAUUCCUAGUUUGUAUUGCUUGUACACAUAAACUGUUUAUAUUCUAUGAAAGAAAAGUGUUGAUGAUUUAAUUUCUACUCACUCGUGUAAAUUGUGACGUUAAUCAGCAAUGGCAGGGAUUAAAGACUCGUUACAUUGGCAUUUGCCGGCUCCAUUGGAAUGACAUUUGUCAUUCUGGCUUGUGCGUUACCAUCAUACCAAGUAUGGUGGCCUAUUUUUAUGGUAUUAUUCUACAUAUUAGCACCGAUUCCAACGUUAAUUGCUCGUCGAUAUACGGAAGAUUCUGUUAAUAGCAGUAAUUCAUGUUUAGAGCUUGCAAUUUUCAUUACUAUGGGCAUCGUUGUAUCUUCUUUUGCAUUACCAAUUGUCUUAGCACGUUCACCAGCUGGUAAAGGAACGAUUGAAUGGGGAGCGUGCUACCUAACAUUGGCAGGCAAUUUUGUCGUUUAUUUAACAUUAGUUGGUUUCUUUGUGACGUUCGAUCAAGAUGAUCCUGAUUACAAUAUGUGGUGAGAAGUUUAGAAUAAUGUACUUAUAUUUUGUGGACAAAAUAGUAUACUCGUGAAUGAAAGCUGAACGAAACAAUGAGAACAAAAAAUUCAGUGAGCAAUGAAUGUAAUCAGUGCCACUGUUUUUUUACGAAAUUCAUUUUUUUACAAGUAAAUGAAUGUAACAAUAAAAUUAGCGACUCAACUGACUGAUGGCUACGCUUCGAUUUUUAACUAAAAACUUACUGUAUCUUAUUAUUAUUAUAAUUAUUAUUAUCAUUAUAUAUACAUAUAUAAAUAUAAAUAAUUAUAACAUCAA